CCGAUGCUAUGGUCUACAACAGCAUGCGUAAGGGGCAUAACUUGCUUCAACCGUCUGCUCCCUCGGCAAAACCCUGCCCAACUUUGCUGCCGGCGCAGCACAACCAUGCUUGAACGCGACGCCUAGGCACCACUGGCACUACUAGCAUUGCUACAGACACUCCAAGGAGUCCUGCCGCGAUGGCGGCGAGUGACCCUGCCGCGCGGGACUGGGCCCUGCCAGAGCCGCUGCGCCGCACCGUGCAGCUGUCGUGCUAUGGAGACCUGAGCCCGCAGUUCCGACGGGCGAACCUGGAGGUGCACCGGGCCUCGCUGGCCGCGGCCGGGCUGUGGUCCGAGGCGGCCAUGCUUCGGCGGCUGCUGUACAAAAACACGCACCAGCAUCGCGGGGGCCACUUCAUGAGGUACCUACUGGAGGUACGUCGCGCUCUUGCGCAACUGCAGUCGCUGCGACUCGACGGGUUGAUGUCGGACCUGCAGCACCUGCUGCUGCAGGGCGGCGCACUCAGCGGCAGUAGCAGCAGUAGCGGCGGCGGCAGCGGUGGCGGUGGCGGCAGUAGCAAGGGCGCUGGGGCGCGCGGCGGCAAGGGAGCAGCGGCGGCGCCGGGCGCUGGUGUGGGGGCUCUGGGAGGAGGAGGCGGAGGCGGAGGCGGAGGAGGAGGAGGAGGCGGAGGAGGAGGCGGAGGCGGAGGAGGCGGAGGCGGAGGAGGCGGAGGCGGAGGAGGUCGGAAUUCGUACCGGCUGCCGGGUCGGGAGGCGGGCGCGGCGGUGAUGUCACAGCUGGUGACAGGCACGGCGCUGGUGCGCGGGCUGCAGCGGCCGCUGCACGCCGCCGCGGGUCAGCUGGGCGCGCAGUUGGCGCUCACCUACUUCGUGCCGCUGGCCACCACCGCGGCGGCCAUGUUGGCGAGGAUCAAGGUACUUUCGCUACAGCUGGCCCUCGACUGCGUGAAAGCCUACAACGACCUUGCGGAGGUACUGCCGCUACUGCCCGCAGCAGCAGGCGCUACAGCCGCCGGGCGUGCUACAGCCGACGACGCGCUGCGGCUCAGCCCGGCCCUGGCGGCGGCGCUACAGCCGGCGCCGCCGGCGGCGCCCCGGCGGGCGCAGCCGCCGCAGCAUCACGGCACGGCGGCGGCGGUGGUGGCUGCGGGCGGGGGCGCGGGGAGGGAGGCCGGCGCGCUUUCGCACAUGCAGCAGCCACCGGCAGGAGGGCCAGGCGCCGGUGUGGGGCCAGACAUCAAGAGCCGCAGCCUACGCAUGCUGCUACAGCCCUCUGCGGCCCCAGCUACAGCCCAACCCGCAGCCGCAACCGCAAUUGCCAGCGCAGCACCUUUAACCGAAGAGGUUGGUGCGGUUGGCGCGCGGGCAGCGGCGGCGGAGGCGGCCUCAGCGGUUGGGCCCGCGGGGCCGUUGGAGUUCCUACCGCAGAUGAUCCGCUGCCAUUGGGACGAGCAAGCGCCCUACCUGCCGUACGUUGAGGCCGUACCAACCGCCGCCGGCGAGCCCAGCUGGCAGCAGCGCGCCGCGCGCGCCGCCGAGCAGUACGGCAUCAUGCUCGCCGUACAGUUGGAUGAGCCGCCAGCCGCUGCCGCCGCCGCCGCUGCGCCAACCGCUACUGCGGCGGGGCCGGCGGCGGCGGCAGUUGGAGCGGCGGCGCCGCCAGGGGGGCCAAUUGCGGGCAAGGGCGGGAAACGUGGGCGCGAUGGGGCGGCAAAAGGCCUUGGCGGCGGACCCGCGGCGGGAUCUGGAUUCGGAUCUGGUUUUGGAUCCGGGUCGGAUGUGGGCGUCAAGAUUGAUCGCCGCAGCUUCUUCGACAUGAUGGCGGCUGGAUCCAAGAAGCGCACCCACGCGUCCCAGCCCAUGGCGCCAUUGCAGGUGUUUGAGGACCGCGCCGGGGCGGCAGGAGGCGCCGCCGCCAAGCGGGCACGAACCCAGCAGCCGGAGGGCGGCCCCGGCGGCCCCGGCGGCCCCGCUGCAAUGGCUUGCGCUGCGGCGGCGCCAGACCUGCACCCGGAAACGGCGGCGGCGGCGGCGGCGGACAGAGCCGCAACGGGCAGUGCCGCCGCAGCUGCGCCGGCACCUGCGCCGACUGCGGCUGUCGGCGCGGCCACCACGAAGGUGCCAACCGCUCCCGUGCCCGCCGCCUCCCCGAUCGUGCUGUCGUACGCGACACGCAGCGGCUUCGUACUUGGCCGCACGGGCGCCGCCACGUCAGCAGCAAUGGCGGUAGCAGUGGCAGCGGCAGUAGCCGGGCCGCCUGCGCCGCCGCCGGCGCCAGCAGAGGCCUCACUACCUGCGGCCGCCGUAGCUGUUGGGGGUGCUGGGGGUGCUGGAAACGCACGGGCGGCUGCCAAUGCGGAAGGGCGUCCGCUUUUGCCUGUGGUGUUGUCGGCCGCAGGAUCAGCGGCGGCAGCAGCUGGGGAUGGAGACGUGGACAUGACGGUUGAAGAGCCAGAGGCAGUAGCAGCGGCAGUAGCAGCAGCAGUAGCAGCGGCAGUAGCAGUGCCGGCUCCUGCCGCGGCCGCUGCUACAGCCGCUGCUCCCGGGCCAAGCAGUAGCUCGGGGUCGGGUCUCAAGCCGGUCGUGCUACUGCCCGGCAGCGGCGGCGGCGGGAUGGCCGUGGUCGGGGGCGCGGGAUCCAAGUCCGCUGCGGGAGCCAAGGCCAAGCCCGCGUUUCUGUCCGUUGGCGGCGGCGGCGGCGGUGGCGCUGGAGGCAGCAGCAACAGCAGCAAUGUCGGAGGUAGAAGCACGGCGGCGGCGGCGGCGCCCGUGUCAGUGUCACCAUCACCCGCGGAAGCUGGUGAUUCCCCCGCUGUAGCAGUAGCAGCGGCUGCAGCAGUUGCAGCUGCAGCGGCCCUUGCGGCGCCUCCGCCAGCACCAGCACCGGCGGCAGCAGCAGCAGCAGCGGCAGCAGCAGCAGGAGCAGCACCAGCAGCAGCUGCUGCCCCAGCUUCUCCCGCCGCUGGCGGCGCCGCUGGCGGCGCCGCUGGCGGCGCCGCUGGCGCCGGCGGGUUGAGGAGCUUGCUGUCCGCCAAGGCCCGUGUGGCGAGAGCUGCCGUGGAUGACCCCCUGCUGGGCAUCAUCAUGGCAAGCGGCAAGGCCAAGGGAACGGCCGCCGCCGGCGGCGGCGGCGGCGGCGGCAGCGGCGCUGGCGGCAGCGGUUCAGGUGGCGCGCGCGCGGGUGUUGCGGCAAGAGGAGCCAAGGGGCCCGCGGAGGGACGUGGGGGAGCGGGCGCCGGUGCGGGCGCGGGUGCUGGUGGCGGCGCGGGCGCGGGGUCUCUUUCGGCGUCGCUGGAGUUGUUGUUGGGCGGCAUUGUGCGGGCUUCUGCUGGUGAGGGGGGUGGCGGAAGCAAGCCUGCUGGCGGUCGGCAAAAGGGGAAAAAGGGCAAGUGAAGGUGAGAUGGUUGAAACCACUCUACAUUUGGGGUUGGUUGCUGGGAGCGGUGGGGCUGGGGAGUGCGCGGGAGUGUCCCCAACUGUUUUGUGUGGAUUCGGCGGAAGGCUGGGGGGCUGCAAUCGACCAUGGGUGCGACCCGCCGAGAUGGCGGCGUUUGCAUAAACAGCUCGCGGCUUAUCAAGAAACGCACAUACAUACUAUACUGAGCCCAUGUAAGGCAUUUCUGAA
Chlamydomonas reinhardtii is the source of this 3627-nucleotide messenger RNA. RefSeq lists its product as uncharacterized. Bases 180 to 3395 code for a protein of 1071 amino acids. The record is from RefSeq and is a predicted model, not a curated record. The transcript has 7 exons. Lineage: Eukaryota; Viridiplantae; Chlorophyta; Chlorophyceae; Chlamydomonadales; Chlamydomonadaceae.